CACAUACUAAAAUGGCUGAUAGCACUGUAAAGGACCAUCAACAGGCAUUAAAUGGUAUGAAACAGAUGACUAUGUCAUCCGACUCGAUGAUCCUGGGGUCUAUAGAUGUAAUUAAGUUAGUAGAAUCCUUAACAUCCUCGAAAAUCUCUCUAAGAAACCAAUCAUUAACAGCCUUAGAACAAAUAUCUAUUCAUAAAUUAAGUCAAACUCCCAAGAUAUUCAAUCUCCUAGUAAAAUCUUUAUUCAAUUUAAUAGAUAUUGAAACUAAAAUAUAUUUACAUAAUCCUUCAACCACUGCUGAAUUAAGAUUACGAAAGGCUUCUUCACUUAUCAGAUCAUUAUUUGAUUCAAUAGAAUCAUGUAAAAUUCUAAUAAAGUAUAAAUCAUUAUUGGAUAUAACUUAUAAGAUAAUUGAGAAAUUCUUUGUCCCUAAUAAUGAGGAAGAUGAAUAUUUUAUUCCUUGCUUUAUGGAUUAUUUAUGGGUAUUAAUAUAUAUAUUCAAUAAAGAAGUAUUUAAACAACAUCUUAUAUAUGAAGAUUGGAUUCAGAUAUAUGUUCAUAAUAAUCAUAGUCAUAGCCAUAAUAAUAGUCAUAGUCAUAAUAAUAAUCAUCAAAAAAUUCUAUCCGAUACUUUCCUAGCCCUAAAGAAUCUAUUACAAUGUGAAAAUAAUGUAUCUACAACUUAUACUCAUAUUUAUAACAAUUGUAACUACUUAAAAUUAGAUGAUAUAUUACAUCAUACAAUCUCCGUGACUAAAAAGGACAGUCUAUUAACUAUUACUUUAUUUAAAAUCAUUAAUAAAUUAAUCAUUACUAUGGCAACAGAAGAUAUAAAUUUUACUAAUAAAUUAAUUCGUUUAGGUAUAAAAUUAACUAUUUCAAGUUGUAAUAGUCAAUGGGAUAAGUUAAGAAAUGAAUUUCUAAUCUUUAUUAAUUUAAAUACUACUCAUGAUUUCUUAGUACUUAAUAAACUGAAACUAUUUGAACUUGAUAGUCAUAGUCAUUCAGUAUCAAUUUUAAAUGAUAGUGAAAUCAAUCCGGAUAUAUCUAUAAUGUCUCGUGAUGAUGAUGAUGAUGAAUCAACUAAUAAUACUAAUACUGAUGAUAAACAUUUUUUACAUACUAUAGGAAAUCUAAUUCAAUUACUAUUUGAAAGAACCAAAUCAAUUGAUUUCCGAUUAGAUAGUCCCGAUAUUGGACUGGUCCAUACAUCCAACCUCAACCACAAUGAAUCGUCUUGGUUUAAAUUAAAGUCGAUCUAUCUCAAAUCAAAUAAUCAUCUUGCCUGGAUGCUACGACUAGGGAUUGCCAAAUUGGUUGAUUCAUACUUUAUAAAUAAACAAAAGGUAUUGGUAUCACAUUCGCAUGUUCAUGAGAAUCGUCUGAAACGUCAAAGAACUCCUGAUUUGCAUAGAGCUCUUCAAAAAUCAUAUAGUUCAUUGGAUUUUUAUAAUCGACUCAUUAAUGAAGAUGAUGAAUUUCUCAAAGCAACAGGCUUACAACUAUUAGUAUUCUAUUUGGAAAGAGAUAACUAUUGCUUAACUAAGGAGUCCUCCUCCUCCUCCUCUUCAACUAGUAGAAUCAGUAACUCUUCAGAUACUGCUAGUGAAACCACCUUUGCAGAGAAUACGACUUUUGAUAUUCCUUCCAAUUCAGAUACAAAUCCCAAUCUUAUCCUAUUCGAUAGAAAUACCUUAAUUUGGAGUAUUUUAUCAACUUUUCCAAAUCCUUCACUAUCUUUUUGGAGUUCCUUAGCUACUAAAUGUUUACUUGCGGAUAAUUAUUACCUUGAGGCCAUAUUUACCGAUAAGAAACUCAAUUUAAAGUAUCUUCAACAAUUAUUAAAAGUAAAUUUAAAUUAUAUUACUAUGGCUUGGUCCUAUAUCCCGUGUAAUUUAAUAUAUCUUAUAAUUGUGGAUAUGUCAAACACCAGUCUUAAUAAAUUAAUUGAUAGUUCAAUCAUUACUCAAUUACAAAAUAUCGUUGAUUUAUCUGAAAUCAAUGGUCCUAAAGAUAUUUGUUUUGAAAGUUUCCAAUUUUGGUAUUCUAUUGCCAUGGUAUUUAAAGGUCUUAAUUUAUCAGGAAAGAGUCAAUUAUCAUGUCGAAUUCAGGAUUGGCUCUUGGCCCAUUGGGAUCAGAUUCAUUGGAAGUCUGUGGCUACUUAUUAUGACAUAUUACCUCAAUUUGUUACUUGGUUAGCGGGGAAUUCCAUUCAAUUACUGAUGCCUUAUGGUGGUGGUGGUGGUGGAGAUACUGGAGAUAGUGCAUUUACUGAUAUAGUUCGUUUACAAGUGCAGUAUAGUAAAUUGCAGAGAUAUCUAGUUAACAAACGACAUAUAGAAAUCAAUCAAGCCGUGUAUACUAUAGAUGGAUUGGGAGACAAUAAGAAAUUUCGAUUACUAUUGAAUUGUAUUCUAGAAACAUGUCAAAAGAAUCGAGUUAUUGAUCCAUUCAGUAGCUUUAAAUGGGCUUUAGUGUUACAACAAAUCGGUACAUGUUUACGUAACAUGCCAUCAUUUACUGAAGUUACAGCUUCAAUCGAUGAUUACUUAGUACAAACAUUAGAUGGUUUAUAUACCAGUAAUGAAUCAAGUAUCAUAAGUUCCAUAGAGGACACGUUUGAAUAUAUGGGGACCCUCGAUGAUCAAACACAGGUUAUCUUAAGGAAGAACUUCCCCUUUGAAAGGAUUAUUAAAAGUGGUGCUGCUACUACUUAUACUUCGUCUAGUCGAGUAUUAAUGUCACUAAUUCAAUGUGAGAAAUUAAGACAGUCUCGUUUUGAAACCACUUUAACUACAAUUAUCACUCUUCUUGAAUCACUGGAGGAUUAUCAAUUACUCAAUUAUUUCUGUACUCUUGCCCACUAUAUAAGGGAACAUACCGUAGACUUUUCCCAAGUUAAUGAAUUACUGUUAAAGAGAUUAAUUCGAUUACUUGGAGAAAGAAUUCUUCCUAAUCAUGAAUUAGAAAGAUGUGAACUGACGGUGUUUGCCGUAUGUACUCUUAUGGGACAAAUGGUAUAUAUGUUAAGAGACAAUGAAGAAGUUAAUGAUAGUGUAAAGAAAGAUAUGAAUGAUAUUGUCUUGUGGAUUGUUGAAUGUGGUAAGAAGAAGUUAAUUAAUAGUGAAAAGUCAUUAAUUAGUUAUUGUACAUUUCUAUUGGAUUUAAUAAUUAAUGGAGAUGUGAUUCUGAUUCUGAUUCCCUAUGAUACUGUGCAAUUAAAAUGUCUAUUUAAACAGGGAUUCAGUCAACAAACUAAUAAUGGUAAAGUUCAAUUAAUUGAUAAAUUAAUUACCUCUAUGACAAAGAUGGAUGCUCGUUUACAAACAGAAUUUUAUACUAGUCUUGUUGAAGAAUUUAAGGGAGUUGAAGAGAAGAUUGAGAUUACUGCUACUUAUACAUUAUUUAUAAGUAAUAUCUCCCAAGUUAGUCAACAAUUAUUGGUAUCUUCAUUAUUUAAUUUAUUGGAAUGUUCUCGAUUCCCAUUCUUUAUUCCGUAUAUUGAAACAUCCAUUGAUGAAUUCUGUCAAUGCUAUGGAUUGGCCAAUCAUCGACAUUUAUUGAAUUCAUUAAAAUUCGAACUAUUUCAAUGUUGGUGGAAGUAUGAUACCAUUGGUAAUUUCCCAUACUUUCUCUUUGGAUUUGAAUCCUACCGACAAUUCUUAACAUACUAUUGUAAAGAACUUGUAGCCUUAAGUAUAUCCAAUAAUAUUAAUGAUAAGGAAGGAUUAAUUCAAGAACUUGAAAGUAUACGGAAUGAAGAUCAACAAAGUUUAAUUAGUGAAAGUUUACAUUAUUUAAUUCCAUUAUCAUAUUGUCGAGAUGGAAUUAGAAAUCAAAUCUUUGAAGUACUUGGUACAUAUUUCACGGGAGUUAAUUUUAAACGAGAAUUUCAGGAUAAGUUAAUGAUAAUUGUAUUGGAAUUAUUUAAGUUUAUUGAUGUUUCUGAUGAGAAAUCCUUAUUAGAUAUCUUUAAGAAUGAUCCUGUAACGUAUUCAUUAAUUGAUGGUGAAACUGGAACUGGAACUGAGACUCAAACUGGGAGUAAAGUUAGUCAUAGUUUACAUUUAAAAGUAUCAUUAUCUUCGAGUCUUGAAUUAUUAAAACAAUUAAUAAGAAAGUAUUAUCAACUGAGUUUAAGCUUUUGGAAACCUAAAGAAAUGUACUUUCUUAUUAGGAGAUUAUUAAUAUUAAUGAAGACUGUGAGUAAUGAGAAUCAUUUACAAAUCGUUCGAAAGAUUAAAUUAAUCCUAAUUCUUGGAAGUUCUAAUAUUUAUAAUUAUGAUUUAGUAAGUCUUAUAAUUCGAGAAUUGACUCCAUUCAUUAAUCAGUUGGAAUUGUCGGGUGAUAUACUUCGAAUACUUACUACUUUUAAAAUUCAGACCUUUCAUAGAUAUGAUAAUGAUCUGAGUCUGAGUCUGAGUCUGAGUCUGAGUCUGAAUAUCCUAUUGAUAAUUACCAUAUUAAUAGGUCUAUUACCAUUGAAAUCGGGUAUAGAUUAUGAACAAUUACUUGAUCAAUUGGAUCAAUAUAGAAAGACUUUAAAACGAGAUUCCAGUGGAUGUGAAUUAAUAUUUCUUGCCAUUCAAAUCUUAAGACAUAAUCAAGUUCAUGUUCGAUCAUUAGUGGUUGAACAAUUUCUUGAAUUUGUUGAAUCCACUUAUAAAUCAGCUCAGGAUAAGUCCAUAUGUAUGAAAUUUGUUUCAUUAUUGUUUCCUUAUGUUACUACGUUUGAUGAAGAAGGUCAACUUGUCCCUGUAGUUAAAUUAUUACUGAAUGGAGGAGGAAGUGAUACAGAAUUAUCACUGACAUUUAAAGUAUGGUCAGGUAAAUAUUUAGGGAAUUUUUACUUAAGUGGAGGAUUAUUGAAUGAUGGAAUAAAUGAUAUGUUUACUUAUAAAGAAUAUGAUAAUGAUAAUUUAUCAGGAACAGAAUUUAUUAAUGAAAUUAAAUCAUUAAAUAAAGUAAUUCACAUGUUAAUUAAGUAUAUGGAAAGUGAUAAAUGUAAAGAUAUCCUGUGUGUUGAAAGUACUUUAGGAGUAAUACUUUAUAAGUAUGAGAAUUCCAAAAGAGAAGUAUUAAAAGUAAUUGAUUUUAAUGAAUUUUCAACCAUAUUCAAUACUAUAUUACCAUUAGAUUUUCAUAGUCAUGUUAUACUAAAUGAUGAUGAAAAUUUAGAAUUCUUAGAUAGUUCAUUAGAAUUUAUUUGUGAGAAUUUCUUAAUAUUCAUUAAAGAAAAUAAUGAUUGUCAAACUUGUAUAACUCGAAUAUUAUUGGCUAUAUUAAAUGAAUUGGCUUCUAUAACAAGUAUAGCUCCAUUACUUGCUACAUUUAUAAUUAAAGAGCCUCGAUUUUCUAUGGGAGUAUUACCAUUUUUAGUAUGUUUUUAUAUUAAUAAUAGUAAAAGUACAACGGCCAUAACUAAAGUAAUAUCAUUAUUAACAAAUUUUAUGGAUAUACAAAAACAAAUACAAAUACAAAUCCAAGAAGAUGAGAAAUUGAAUUUAGUAUUUCUUGAAAUCUUCCUUCUAAUUAGAAUGGGAGCUAAAUGUCAUCAUAAGGAUUUUAUUAAGAUUUGGCAAUCUAUGGAUCUAGUGGGACUUUCUAAAUUGGCAGUUAAAUGUAAACGACCACAAACUUCAUUAAUGAUAUUUGAAGAAUCUCGAGAAUUUCUUGAUGAUUUUAUUAUUCAACAAUCAUCACAAUCACCACCAGCAUUUGAACAUCUUGCCGAUAUUUAUCUGAGAAUAGAUGAAGAAGAUUUAAUGUUUGGUAUACCUGAAAACACGUCUAUUGAUCUACAUUUAUUAGAUGAUAGAAAACGUGAUAUCAAUAGUAAAUUACGGUAUGAAAGUGCUAAAUAUGAUGCAUCAUUAAUUCUCCAUAGUGAUAAUAAUUUCAAAAAUAGUCGUAUUCUUGAUUCAAUGGUAAGUAAUGGAUUAAGUGGGAUAUCUCGAUUAGUCGAUUUAGGAAUUAAUUCUAAUCAUAAUUCAGAUUCUGCCUUUGAUUGGGCAUGGAAAUUAAAUCAUUGGGAAAUCCCUGUGUGUGGUAAUGCCAUUACCGAAAAUGAAGUUACUUAUAAAGUAUUAAAACUGAUUCAUGAUUAUCCACACCAAUGUCAAUUGAAAUUCGACAAUAUGAUGUUAGAAGUAUUUAAUAAUCGAAGUAUAUUAUGUGAUAAGAAUCUUGAACCUAAACAAUUCCAUAGGAAUGUAAUAACUUGGUAUAAAUCAAUGGCAAUUCUUAAAGGAUUAGAUAGUUUCCAAUUAAAUCAUAAUGAUGAUGAUGAUGGGUUAUUUCUUAAAUCAAUUGAAGAAUUCAAUGAACAAACUAAUUGGUUUGAAAAUACUGGUCUUGUUCAUUCAGAAAGUAUUCUUAAAUCAAGACAAAUCUUCUUACAAUUAAUGACAGAAAGUCCUAAUAGUAAAGUAUCUAAUGAAACCAUUUGGAUAGGAAUAAUUAAUGAAUUAUCAAGAUAUAAUCAAAUAUCUCGAUUAACCUUUGAAAUUCAAAAACUGACUAGUGGUUCAGUAUUAAUUGAUGAAAUUGUUAAACAAAAAUUUAAUAAUUCAUCAUCUAUAUCAUUAAAACAAAAUCUUAUAAGUCGAUCACAAUUUGAAGCAGCUUGUACAUUUUGGUCUCAAGGUGAAACCACUACUCCAAUAAUGAUUUUAAAUCAAAUUAAAGAAUUAGGGAGUAUUAAAUUACCUAUAAAGAAUUUAAGAGUUUCUUCAAGUUUAAUUAAUUCUCUAUUAGUAAAAUGGUUAAUUGAUUCAAGACAAGAAACUGCUUCAACCAUUAUGCAACAUUAUGUUUUACCUACGGCUAAUAUUCUUAAUGUAUUACUGGAAUCAAAAGAAUUAGUGGUAAUAUAUCUGACAUUUGGUAAAUUUUGUGAAAAACAAUAUAAAUCCAAAUCAUUAAUUGAUCAAAUAGAUAAAUUGAAAAAGAGAGUAUUAGAUAAACAAAAUGAAAUAGAAGAAAUGAAAAGUUAUUAUGGUAAAACGGCUGUACCAGUAGAAGAGAAAAAGGCUGUACAAAAGUAUUAUUCUAAAUUAAAGAGUAUGAUGAAAUCUGAAAGUACUGAUCUUGAAGAAUUAAUUCGAAAUAAGAAUGAAUUUUCAAGUAAAGCUGUUGAAUUUUAUCUUCAAAGUUCAUUAGCUGAUCCUGCAAUUGAUUUAGAUAAAUUUAUUGAAAUAUGGUUAGAACAUUCUGAAAAUGAUGAAAUUAAUAUUAAUCUUGGUAAUGAAAUAUUAAAAUUACCAAGUUAUUGUAUAGUUGUGUGGACAACUCAAUUAAUUUCUCGAUUAUCUAAUGAUAAUUCUGAAUUUCAAAAAGUUUUACAAAAACUAAUUGUUAAAGUAUGCUUUGAUCAUCCUCAUCAUACUUUAUAUUCAUUAUUAUCAUUAAAGGAACAUUCAGUUUAUGCUAAAGAACGAGAUAAUAUUAUAUUAAAUUCAAAAUGUUUAGCAGCAGAAACUAUAUUAAAUAUUCUUAGAACAAAAAGUCGAAAAUUCAAUGAAAAUAUUAUAUUACCUAUUGAACAAUUCUUUUCUGAAUCAAUAAGAUUAUCUCAAGUUAAAGUUUCACGAGGAAGAUGUUUAUAUUUAGAUAAAGAAAAUACUUGUUGGAAUCUGAAUUUACCUUCAAUACCUCCUCCAACAAAAUCUUUAUCAAUAGAUCAUACUGGUAAAUAUUUAAAUAUUCCAAUUCUUAUUAAAGUUGAAAAUAAAAUUACUAUAGCUGCUUCAGGAUUAAGUUUACCAAAAAUUGUUAAAUUUACUUUAAGUAAUGGAUCUAAUCAUAGUAUAUUAUUAAAAUAUGGUACUGAUGAUUUAAGACAAGAUUUAAUUAUGCAACAAGUAUUUGAAAAAGUUAAUAUUAUAUUUGCUAAGGAUUUAGAUACUAAAAAGAGGAGUUUAAAUAUUAGAACUUAUAAGGCAGUUCCAUUAGGUCCACAAUCAGGAUUAAUUGAAUUUGUACCUAAUUCACUUUCAUUUAUAGAUAUUAUAAAACCUUAUCAUAAUAAAUAUGAUAAAAUUCAAUUAGAAAAAGCUCGAGAAAUUAUGAAAGAAUGUCAAGGAGAAGAUGCCACUAGUAGAUUAAAAGCUUAUGAAAAGAUUACUAAAAAGAUAAAUCCCGUAUUACGACAUUUUUUUCUUGAUACAUUUUUAACACCUGAAUUAUGGUUUAAUAGUAAGGUUAGUUAUACUCGAGGAGUUGCUACUACAUCAAUUGUUGGUUAUAUAUUAGGAUUGGGUGAUAGACAUUGUAAUAAUAUUUUAAUUGAUAAAACUACAGGAGAACCAAUUCAUAUUGAUUUAGGAGUAUCAUUUGAUCAAGGUACAAGAUUACCUAUCCCAGAAACUGUACCAUUUAGAUUAACUCGAGAUAUAAUUGAUGGGUUUGGAGUUAGUGGAAUUGAAGGAAUAUUUAGAAAAUCUUGUGAACAUACUUUUAGAGUAUUAAAUCAAAAUAAAGAUCAUAUAUUAUCUAUAUUAGAUGUACUUCGAUGGGAUCCAUUAUAUUCAUGGUCAUUAUCUCCUAUGAAAUUAAGAAAAUUACAAGUACAAGUAGAAGGUGAUGCUAAUGCGAAUGUUAUGGGAGGAGGUAUUAAAAGAAUUGAACCUCAAGAAGAAGGUACUGAAGCUGGUCGUGCAGUUUUUGGAGUACAAGAGAAACUUAUGGCUGGAGGUUUAAGUAUAGAAGCUACGGUUAGAGAGUUAAUUCAUGAGGCUAAAGAUCCUCAUAAUUUGGCUCUAAUAUAUUUUGGUUGGUGUCCAUUCUAUUAGCCGUCCUGUAUAGUGUAUAUGUAUAAACAGCCAUAUAAAUAGCCAUAUAUAUAUAAUAUAUAUAAUGUAUAUACGCUUUAUGUGGUUGGCAAUUUGCAGCAGUAGUGUGCGCCUGCCUAAGCGAAAAAUAUAUUUCAAUAUCAGACACAGAUAAUUUGGGGCCAUUGACAUGAUCUG
Messenger RNA from Scheffersomyces amazonensis, 8969 nucleotides. It is a transcript of the gene TEL1, whose product is annotated as DNA-binding protein kinase. The transcript is spliced from 2 exons. Gene Ontology annotation, molecular function: protein binding; protein serine/threonine kinase activity. NCBI's taxonomy places the organism in Eukaryota, Fungi, Ascomycota, Pichiomycetes, Serinales, Debaryomycetaceae. Gene Ontology annotation, biological process: DNA repair. The coding region runs from base 12 to 8792 and encodes 2926 amino acids. The record is from RefSeq and is a predicted model, not a curated record.